Molecule: messenger RNA, 2094 nt
Organism: Paramacrobiotus metropolitanus
Lineage: Eukaryota; Metazoa; Tardigrada; Eutardigrada; Parachela; Macrobiotidae
Product: D-2-hydroxyglutarate dehydrogenase, mitochondrial-like
Exons: 8
Coding region: 263-1834 (523 amino acids)
Cellular component (GO): mitochondrion
Molecular function (GO): catalytic activity; FAD binding
Source: RefSeq, a predicted model, not a curated record
GAUUUAAAUAAUUAUCAAGUACUUACCAUUAGCCAUUUAUUUAGACUAUUUUAUUUGUUCGUUGGCAAUUUCAACUAAUUUGGUGCCAUUUGUGGUCAAUUUUGUGACAAACCUUUGCGAGGUGGAUUAAUCGAAGCUGGAAAGGGGUUUCGUUAUGUUGCAGUAAGGUUUGGUUUUUGCACCAGAAUACGUUCGUUCGUUUGAAACUCUCCUAAGUCUUCUUACAACACAGUCUGUAUGCGCAUUUGAUUGGACAUCGAAAAUGAUUCCGAAAUCUUUCCUGUCAUUGAACGUUAUGGUUUCGUAUGCCAUGCGUCGGACUGCCUGGGCCAAUCGUAGGUGCAACCCAAGGCACAUUCGCUGUGCCUCCACGUUUUCUGUGCCGUUCACAGCCGAUCGGUAUUCCAUAAAGCGUGGAAGCUACGAGAAGAUCAACGACCAGGACCUUGCAAAAUUUCGACAGAUUCUGGGCAGUGAUAAUGUGAUAACCAGCGAUGAUGAUCUGGAGCGGUAUAACGUAGACUGGUUGAAUAUAUGUCGAGGACAGAGCAAAGUGGUGCUCCGUCCCAAAGACACGCAACAGGUUUCCGCCAUAAUGAAACACUGCAACGAGCGCAGUUUGGCCGUGUGUCCGCAGGGUGGUAACACGGGCCUCGUGGGUGGAAGCGUUCCCGUGUUUGAUGAAGUGGUCAUCAGUAUGGGACUGAUGAACAAAAUCAUUUCCCUGGACAAAAUUUCUGGCGUAGCAGUAGCUCAAGCUGGGACCGUACUGGAAACGCUGGAAAAUCAUGCUAUGGAAAAUGAUCGGAUUGUGCCUCUGGAUUUGGGAGCUAAAGGAUCCUGUCACAUAGGAGGUAAUGUAGCCACAAACGCUGGUGGGUUACGAUUUUUACGCUACGGAUCGCUGCAUGCCAAUGUACUUGGACUGGAAGUGGUUUUGGCUGAUGGAACAAUUCUUCCCUUUGGAACAAACAUGCGAAAAGACAAUACCGGAUACCAUCUGCAUCAUCUGUUCAUUGGUAGCGAAGGAAGUCUGGGAAUAAUAACCCAAGUUGCCCUCCUCUGUCCUCCUCGACCGACAUCAGUCAGUUUAUGUUUACUAGGAUUGAAUUCAUUUGAGGAUGUUCUGCAGUGCUACCAACAAGCCGGCAGCCGCCUAACGGACAUCAUGUCAGCUUUCGAAUUUCUGGACACUCAGUGCUUUGCUGUAUCCUGUGAAGAGCAUAAUGUGCCUGCACCUUUAAAAGAAUUUCCUUUUUAUGCCAUUAUUGAAGUUUCGGGAUGGCAGCCGGAAGCUGAUUCUACUCGAUUAAAUGAGCUGUUGGAAGAUUUGAUGGGAAAUGGUUUGGUAGCGGAUGGCAUCGUUACCGACGAACCUUCUCGAAUGCAGACUGUGUGGAAAAUUCGCGAAGGCGUCGCAGAGGCUUCCGCUCGCCGUGGAUACUGUUACAAAUAUGAUCUAUCCAUUCCUAAACAGCAGAUGUAUCAACUUGUGCAAGAUAUGAAAGAACGUUUGGGGUCUAAAGUGAUCUUUUCCGCUGGUUAUGGACAUUUGGGAGAUAACAAUCUGCACUUGAACAUUAUUGCUGCUGAUUAUACACCGGAAGUUGCAAAAGCGAUAGAACCAUUUGUAUUUGAAUGGACCAGGGAGAAAAAAGGUUCCAUUUCAGCGGAACACGGUCUGGGUUUCAAAAAGAGGAACGCUAUCCAUUACAGUCAGUCCCCGGCAGCGGUGAGUGUCAUGAAAAAGAUGAAACAACUAUUCGAUCCUAAAGGAAUUUUGAAUCCCUACAAAGUGUUGCCGGAUGAUGGUUGUAUCCUUGGACAUGAAUAACCUUUCUUCCAUAGUCGAAGAAGUCAAAAGGAGAUAUUCCAGAUCUAUCAUUACAUGUAUACGCUUUAAUAAGUAUUGGCAGAUCGACUGUUUGCGAAAGACAUAUCCGUGCCUUCCGUUUAGAACCAUAUUUUUUUGUGCAUGCGCUUUUUUUAUCGUUUCACGGAUGUAUUGCUGUAUGCACCUAUAACUUUAUUUUAUGUGAAACUUUCAGAUUAAAAAGUUGUACGGAUUUUCUUGUGACGGAUACUGUCGUUAUA